Molecule: messenger RNA, 363 nt
Organism: Tremella mesenterica DSM 1558
Lineage: Eukaryota; Fungi; Basidiomycota; Tremellomycetes; Tremellales; Tremellaceae
Exons: 2
Coding region: 1-363 (120 amino acids)
Source: RefSeq, a predicted model, not a curated record
AUGGCGUCCAUGGAAUCCCCACCUCCCGGGGACUCAAUGCCAGCGGGUUCAUCAACCACGUCAUUGCCUCAAUUAACCUCAACGCCGACAUCGAAGCUACCUUCAAUCCUACUAAAGCCUUCCCGUCCUACAGUUGGAACCAGAAUACUCAAUUUCUUCCGCAAGUUAUACCGUGAACCUUACACAGAUGAAGAACCACUUACCUACCGCAUGCCUUGGGGACACAAUGUAGUAGUAUUGACAUGGUCAUAUGGAAGAAUUCUUCAUGCUGCCUUGGGAGCUCCUACCGCUGAGGAGUGUAUUGCUGGUGCACCAAAACUGGCCAGCAUCAUGCAAAGAGCAAGUGGUGAAGUAUGGAGGUAA